CUCGUCCUUGCCCUUCUUCAUCCACUCUCUCUCUCACUCUCCAGCCUUGAAAAAAAAGAAUUAACUUGUGAGCACUGACACGGCCGGUUCAACGGCGACUGAGUGAGCGCAACGAAACGCUGGUACGUGCCCUAUUGUGCUGGUACUCGAGCACUUGCCAUCCCUGUGAGCACCGUGCAACAACCCAUCGUGCCCUCACCUCCCCUCACACAGCGAACGUACCUAGGUAACCACAAGCUGCGCUCUUUCAUCCUCAUCGCCUGCAGUCAAAAAUUCUCUACGGGUGUUAGUUCAACUCAAUCCGAGUUGGUCAAUCGACUCAACUCAACCCGGCCCCCGUUUUCUCCCCGUCUUAUUAUUAUUGUUUCGGAAAACGGAAACGCGAUUUAAACACGCGAAAAAAAAAACAUUUUUUGAUACACAAGUUCCACCAUGCCGCCAAAACGCAAGCGAGGUGGAGGGGUUAGUGAGAACGCGGUGGAGUCGCCGGAGGAACAACAGAGCGAGCCAUCGGUCAACAAUAAUCCGCCCCUAAUAGUAUCGGACUGCCCCUUCACGGUUGAGUACAAGGCGGCCACUCCAGCAGCAAAGAAGAAGAAGAAGAAGAAGGGUGGCGCUGCUAGCGCUGGUGGUAGCCAUGCGCCACGGCAAGCGAAGAGGUACACCAAGUCCGGAGUUCCAAUUAAUCCAGUGGGAGCGUCGCGGAAGCAUCAGGAGAUUGAUAGGGAGGUACCGUUUGAUUCUACACUUUAUGCUAUCAAGCCAAGGAAGCAAUGGGAUCAGUUAACAAAGUAUCGGAGUUUUGUCGUCGGGACCGAAAAUUUCGCCCUAAACGAGUACAUCUUCGUAAAUCAUAGCAACAUCCCCCAUGGCACGGACCUGGGCGCCUCAGAUGACAAGAAAUUCUGGGUGGCUCGCGUGCUGGAGAUCCGUGCGAUUGAUGAGUCCCAUGUAUACUUGCGCGUGUACUGGCUCUACUGGCCAGAGGAGCUGCCCGGUGGGAGACAACCCUACCACGGGGCGAAGGAGAUCAUCGCUAGCAACCAUAUGGAGAUCAUAGAUGCUAUGACUGUUAGUGGCAGGGCGACUGUCAAGCAUUGGAUGGAAUUGGACGAGGAGGAGGAUCUGCCGGAUCUCUUCUGGAGGCAGAAGUUUGAUUACCCUACUCAGAUGCUUAUGGAAGUCAGAGAACACUGCAAAUGUCGUGGCUACUACAAUCCCGAUAAAAUUAUGUACGCCUGUACCUCGUGCAAAAUAUGGCUCCACGAAGAGUGCCUGAUAGCGGACAUCAAGAAGAAACUUUACAAAGGAAUAACCGAAGGCCCGCCCUCCCCUACCAACGACAGCCAAGAAGAGGAAGACUCGGAAGAGGAAGACGAAAGCAUCACUGCCGCAAACAGAAACCGGGGAAACAAACGCACUUCCGCAGCUGUAGCCACUGCCUCGAAUUCAAAACCCCAGACCCCAAAAUCCUCCAACGCAAGGGGGAAGAACGCAGUGGCGGGGAGCGAAAAGGAAGACUUUUUCCAAGUGAUUAUUCGUCCGGAGGUCAACGGACCUGUGAUAGCCGCUGUUAGGGAUCUCAGGAAUAGGAAGGAGUGGAGUGAAAGAGGGGGCAAGUGGGAGGAGGGGGUCGGAUGUUUGGGAUGCGGGAGUGUUAUCUCUUGAGGUGGUUGUAUUUGCCUAGGGAUACCGGAGUUGGGGGUGUAUAGCUCUCCUCUACUUGGCUUUUUCGUUAGGCAUUUCGGUCAUACUUGAUUGGGGUUUGUGGAUUUGUGAGUCGGUUUGUUGGCAGUUGGAGUGUGUACUCUGGCUUUUGCUCCUCUUUUCUGAUUUUACUUUGUCAUUCGGAUUUCUUCUAUUCGAUGGCUGGAUUUGCUUGCUUCCUUAUUUAAUCAAUUCAUCUUCCCUCUAGCCCCCCGCCCUGUCUCUGCAUCACAUCAAGCGAGCAGGUGGACAUCCUCAUAUCUUUUUCCCCGCAGUAAUCUCGGGUUGCGAUGGCGCGUUUGCCAUCACACGUUUGGUGUUUCCACUUGCUGGCUGUAUCUACUGUGCAGUAUUUUUUCUUCUGUGUGAACUUGCUUCCUGUCAUUGAUAACUACGAUAACCUGAAUUAUCGUUAAAAUAUACAUGGAAAACUGAUAGGAUGCGCG
This is a messenger RNA of Tuber melanosporum (Perigord truffle), 2153 nucleotides long. RefSeq lists its product as uncharacterized. The record is from RefSeq and is a predicted model, not a curated record. NCBI's taxonomy places the organism in Eukaryota, Fungi, Ascomycota, Pezizomycetes, Pezizales, Tuberaceae. The transcript is spliced from 4 exons. Gene Ontology annotation, molecular function: chromatin binding. The coding region runs from base 433 to 1668 and encodes 411 amino acids.